CGUUAGGCAAUACCGGUAGUAUCAGCUUGAAUCUGACGCAAACCUUCCUGAAUGGUAUGUUUACCUCGCGCCUUGCUGUGAUCGUGCAUUCCGAUCAACGUUUUGUCUGAUACUGUUUUCAACGAUUAGAGGACAUUGACAGUCUAGUAGGCAGGUCUCGUCUUGAAUAACAAUUAACCGUGCGGAAGUAAGAUCAAGGUGAAAAUGAAUACAGGUCAGCUUGUACUGCUGUGUGCAACAUUCUGCAUGCCCAUUAUGGUCAACGUCCUAGAUGCAAAGGAACGCAAGAAUUGCUAUGAAAUCCUGGGUGUAGAGAGACAUGCUACCGCCAAGCAGAUCAAAAAAGCAUUUCGUAAAUUGGCAAUGAAGUACCACCCAGACAGGAACAAGGAAAAAGAUGCGGAAGAAAAAUUCAAGGAGAUAGCGCAUGCAUACGAAAUCCUUUCCGAUGAAGACAAGAGGAAGAAAUACGAUCAGUUUGGAGACGCUGCAUUUGAGCAAGGGGGAAGCGGCGGACACCACGGUUUCCACGACAACUUCAACAUGCACGACUUCUUCCGCCACUUUGACGACGCUUUUGCCUAUCACGCGCACAGUCACCAGCAGAGCCAUAAACAGGCUCACGCUCGGCACAUGCCUGGAGGAUUUAAGUUUAACUUUGGAGAUGGUUUCAUGAAUUUAGACGACGUCUUCUCCGACAUGGGCAGUGCAGAGUUUGAGCAUGGACGAGGAGGUCCUUUUGGGCACGAAGAGUUCGACACGUUCGGCGAUGGAAACUCUUUCUUCGGCAACCACUUUGGAAGCAUGCGGGAACAGCACUUCACGCAACAGCAGUCUAGUGGUGGAAAUCGUUGUAGAACUGUGACACAGAGGGUGGGCAACAUGGUGACAACAUACACGCAGUGUUCGUAGACAGCGUCUAUGCGAGCAUCUUGGACUGCUGUUCUCAGUACAUUUUCUCACUUUAUAAAACGGCGCGGUCUUUUUACAGUUUUCAAGUGUUCCUGAACGUUAUACUCGCAGAGGUCGACAGCCUAGACUGGAUCUUGCCUUGUUAAGCAGUUGCUAGUGGAAGUGCUAUAGACUGUGUACUGUGAUUCUGCCUUGUUAGGUGCUUUAUCUUUUGUUCCUAGAGUUAACUUUUAGCAAUCAUACUUCAAAAAUCUGAAAAUCUGACAUGCUGUUGUGACUUCAGAAUGCACUUUUUCCCUUUCUUUUUUAUUUGCCACAGAACGCUGGAUAGAAGAUACAUCUUGUCUUGACCAAAGAAAAUCAAUUGCAGUUUGACCAUUACGGUGCAUGUUCUGUUGUUCCAUGCUGUACAAAUAUUGCAUAUUUUUACUCUGUACCUUAGGGGCAGCUACAGUAUUUAUUUGCAGCUUAAGUUCCUGUGCUGUCUCUAGAGCAAUGCAUUUAUGUACAUAAUGUCUAGCUCGCUGGCAACGAAAGGAAUAGGUGAUAUGUACAGAUCUAGCUUGAAGUAUGAACACUGCAUGAUUUGAAAUUUUUGCAAACUUGUAUAGUACCUUCGUGGCAUGAUUUCAAGGUUGUGCAUAAGUAAUUUUGUAAACAAGCUUUCAUUUUUAGGGUAAUCAAUGUACAUAUUGUAAGUAAAGUAUUUAAAUUGCU
This is a messenger RNA of Ornithodoros turicata, 1629 nucleotides long. Its product is annotated as dnaJ homolog subfamily B member 9-like. Gene Ontology annotation, molecular function: misfolded protein binding; protein-folding chaperone binding. The transcript is spliced from 4 exons. The record is from RefSeq and is a predicted model, not a curated record. Gene Ontology annotation, cellular component: endoplasmic reticulum. Lineage: Eukaryota; Metazoa; Arthropoda; Arachnida; Ixodida; Argasidae. The coding region runs from base 205 to 912 and encodes 235 amino acids.